Copidosoma floridanum is the source of this 1064-nucleotide messenger RNA. RefSeq names its product TBC1 domain family member 22 (gene Tbc1d22). Gene Ontology annotation, biological process: activation of GTPase activity. Gene Ontology annotation, molecular function: GTPase activator activity. Lineage: Eukaryota; Metazoa; Arthropoda; Insecta; Hymenoptera; Encyrtidae. The record is from RefSeq and is a predicted model, not a curated record.
UUUUGCCCCAAAAGGACUAAAAAUGCAAAUCUUAAGGAAAAGUUUAUAGUAUGGAUAAUCAAAGUCAUCUACAUCAAAUGCUUCAAAGUCAUCAAUCAUUUUGGAAAAAAAGUUCUCAAGCUGUUCCAGGCAGGCUUAGUUUGAAGCAAGAUUAUGAAGAUGAAAAAAAUUUCAUUGGAAAUACAUAUGCAAAUCCAGGAUGCACUAGAAUAGUUAGUGGUGGUCCAGCAUCUUUUCAAGAUUUUCAAGAAAGUAUUAAUGAUGCCUGGGACUUAGGAGAUGAUGAGUUUUGUUUGGUUUCAGACAUUAAAAUAUCUAAGAAAGUUAGUGAGUCAGCAGCCUUGAAUGUGAUUAAUCACCAUCGUUCAAGCACAAUAGAUGCAUCACCCCAAACUACUAACAGAGAAAAUAAUCAUUAUGGAACAGCUUAUAAAGAAAAGAAAACAGAAGUGCUACAAAAACCAGCUGCUCAACCUCAUUACACAAAUAGUACAAACUUGAGUACGAAUAUUCUGAAACAAAAUUUGAGUAUCGAUAAAGUGAAUAAAACUAUAACAUUACCAAACGUAUGUCACCAUCGUUACGUGCAAUAUCCUGGAAGGCCUCAACCUUUACGGCAACCCAACACAAGUGGAAAAUUUUUUAUACCGUCAAAGGGGCAAGAUGGAGAAAGUAAAAUUGAUAAAUUUAAAGCACUCGUAGAAACGUCAUUACUCAAUCUUGAUGAUUUAAGACAGUUAUCAUGGUCUGGUAUACCUGCAAAGUUACGUUCAAUUACAUGGAGGCUGUUAUCUGAGUACCUACCAGCAAGUUUUAAACGUAGGCAACAUGUACUGGAACGAAAACGCUUAGACUAUUGGAACUUAGUAAAACAGUACUACGACACAGAAAGAGACGAAGGAUUUCAAGAUACAUAUAGACAAAUUCAUAUAGAUAUACCACGAAUGUCACCCCUUAUUUCUAUUUUUCAACAAUCAACUGUUCAAAUAAUUUUUGAAAGAAUACUGUAUAUAUGGGCCAUUAGACAUCCAGCUUCAGGAUAUGUUCAGGUAGAAGUUUACUGA